AUGAUACAGAAGUACAAAAGGAUUGAAUGUGUUAUGUCAGUCUAUAACGUUCUUGUAAUCAGUCUUCGAUUUAUCAAGUACUAUAUAAUGUGCCAGCUGGCAAAGAAGAUGAGCAUGGUGAAAAUUCCCAUGAAAAAGAGUCUGCGUAAAUAUAAUACAUAUGGAAGAAACCUCAAACAGUAUUCUAGCCUGAUGAAAUAUAGUAGAAUCUCCUCAGAGCCUUGUAAGAGGAAUGAAUCAAGCAAAGCCUAUUACUAUUCAGACUUAUAUCAAUAUCAUCGAGUACUUGCCAGGAAAAAGACUUAUAAAUAUCACGAAAGUGGGAAGUCUUUUAGCCAGAACACACACAUUACUCAGAAUCUGAAAGUCCAUAUUGGAGAGAAACCUUAUAAAUGUAAUGAUUGUGGGAAAAUCUUUGGCUAUAUUUCAUCCCUUAUUAAUCAUCAGAGGAUACAUACUGAAGAGAAGCCCUAUGCGUGUAAUUCAUGUGGAAAGUCCUUCAGAGACAGAUCAUACCUUACUCAACACCAGAGAAUUCACACUGGAGAGAAACCCUAUAAGUGUAAAGACUGUGGAAAGGUUUUUAUCCGAGGUACACACCUUACUCGACACCAGAGAAUUCACACUGGAGAGAAACCUUAUCAUUGUAAUGAAUGUGGGAAAGCCUUCAAUCAGAGCACACACCUGAUUCAGCAUCAGAGAAUUCAUACUGGGGAGAAACCCUAUAAAUGCAACGUAUGUGGAAAAGCCUUUAGCCAGAGCACAUAUGUUAUUCAACAUCAGAGGCGACACACUGGAGAGUAUCCCCAUAAGUGUGGUGAAUGUGGGAAAGCCUUCAGCCAAAGGUCAUCUCUUAUUGAGCAUCAGAGAAUCCAUACUGGAGAGAAGCCCUGUGUAUGUAAUGAAUGUGGGAGAGCCUUUAGGAGUUACCCAUCUCUUACUAAACAUCAAAGAAUUCAUACUGGAGAAAAACCCUAUUUGUGUAAUGAAUGUGGGAAAGCCUUUAGCCGUAGUGCUUAUCUUACUCAACAUCAAAGAAUCCAUACUGGAGAGAAGCCUUUUAAUUGUAUCGAAUGUGGGAAAAGUUUCAUCCGGAGUGCGCACCUCAUUGAACACAAAAGAAUUCAUACGGGAGAGAAACCCUAUGAAUGCAAUGAAUGUGGAAAGGCCUUUAGCAACCGCUCAUCUGUUACUAAACAUCAAAAAAUUCACACUCAAGCAAAACACUACGAAUGCAGCGAGUGUGGCAAUAGCUUUAUUAAGAAGUCGUUGCUCCUUCAGCAUCGGAAAAUCCAUAUUGGAAGGAAACUGUAAAUAUAUCUAUGGGAAAGCUUGAACUUCAACCAUUAGCACUAUGUAUUCAGAAGAAUAUUCAUGCUGGUGGAAAACCUCAUUAACGAAAUUAAUAUUGGGCAGCCUUCAGAUGCAGAUAUCAUUUGGGACUUUGCAGUAGAAAAUAAUCGUGAGAUUCAAAAAAUCCUUCAUCUUUGAUGUGCGUACGCUUUCUUCCCAAUGUAGAUGCUGUUCUCUCCUUAUCUUGGUAGACAGUUUAUGUAGUAGAAAGAACCCUGGAUAUUUAUAGUCAGAAUAUCUGGCUUAAAAUCCCAGUUCUGCUAUUUUCUGCUUUCAUGACCUUCAGGAAAUCCUUUCCCCUUUCUGGGCCUCAGUUUUCCCACGUAAGGAGGUUGGACUUGAUGAACUCGAUUCCCCCUGAAGGUCUAAAUUUUAUGAUCCUGUGAGUUGGAGUGGCCAAAAACAGAUCGUUACCCAGUGGCAGCUCUCUGGUGAUGAACCUCAUUACACUUAAGUAGGCUGGUCCUUGGAUUGUAGACCCACGUUGGAUCACAUCAUUGGUCCCAUACUGGAAGGAGUUCCAAUUUAGAGCUUGUGUUCCACUGGCAUACCUGACUAGAGUGACCUCCACAUCAUACUGAGUCAUCAGAUUAGGAUGUUAACAGAA
Molecule: messenger RNA, 1960 nt
Organism: Gracilinanus agilis (Agile Gracile Mouse Opossum)
Lineage: Eukaryota; Metazoa; Chordata; Mammalia; Didelphimorphia; Didelphidae
Product: zinc finger protein 501-like
Exons: 3
Coding region: 1-1314 (437 amino acids)
Biological process (GO): regulation of transcription by RNA polymerase II
Molecular function (GO): RNA polymerase II cis-regulatory region sequence-specific DNA binding; DNA-binding transcription factor activity, RNA polymerase II-specific
Source: RefSeq, a predicted model, not a curated record